Oncorhynchus kisutch (coho salmon) is the source of this 3113-nucleotide messenger RNA. RefSeq names its product solute carrier family 23 member 3 (gene slc23a3). Gene Ontology annotation, biological process: transmembrane transport. Bases 216 to 1928 code for a protein of 570 amino acids. The record is from RefSeq and is a predicted model, not a curated record. Lineage: Eukaryota; Metazoa; Chordata; Actinopteri; Salmoniformes; Salmonidae. Gene Ontology annotation, cellular component: membrane. Gene Ontology annotation, molecular function: transmembrane transporter activity. The transcript has 12 exons.
UCACCUAGGACAUAAGAGAGGGGACAGAAUUCCUACACGUUUCAGCUGAUCCUCUGUUGUUGUUGUUGUAGUGGUUUUGCAGCGGAUGAGUUGAAGACCGAGAGCAAGAGAGAGAGGGAGAGAUAAAGAGAGGAGUGAGAAGAAAAGGGCGAGAGAGAGAGAGAAGGAAAUCUGUAUUCAUGUAAGGAGUUUUGACAAGAAGACAACAGCCGUGUAUGAUAAUGGAUGCAGGUCAGCGUUUUGACCCCGAGCUUCCUGAAGAAACCAGAAGCACCAGCAACACAGAUAUCUCAAGUGUGAACCAACAUCCACCCUGCUUUCUAAACCUGCUGUUGGCGGUACAGCAGGUGUUUGUGCAGUGCUCUCUGCUGGUUCUGGUCCUUGGUGUGUUGCAGCAACAUCUACUGUUACAGGAUGGAGAGAGAGAGAGGUUACUGUCCUCCAUGUUGUUCUACUCCGCUCUCUCCACUCUGAUACAGAGCUGUCUGGGGACAUGCCUCCCUCUGGUCCAAGCUCCAUCUCUGGAAACCCUGAUCCCUGCUGUAGUCCUCACUGCCCAGAUUGUUACUGAACCGGCCUGCAGAGGGCACUGUGAGGAGAGUGAGGAGGACAUCCUGCCCAGAGCCAACCCAGUCAGAGAGCUCCAGGGUAUGACUGUGAUAGUGGGCAUGGUCCAGCUGGUUCUGGGUGUGACAGGUCUGAGUGGUGUGGUUCUGAGACACUGUGGUCCGCUGGUCAUAGCCCCUCUGUUGUGUCUACUGGGCUUCUCCAUCUACAGAGAGGCUGCUCUGCUCUGCUCAGACCACUGGGCCAUCGCUGCACUGACAGUCAUCCUCCUAGUGCUCCUGUCCCAGCAUCUACGCUCCUACAUGCUCCCAGCAUGCCUCAGCAUGCCUCAGCUGCCUGUCUGCAGGAUGCUCUCUUUGCUGCUUCCCCUACUGAGUGUGUGGGCUCUGUGUGAAGUCUUGGAGAGUGUUGGGGUUUUACGUCUCCGUUCUGUCUCCGAGCUGCUGCCGGCACUGAAGACGAGCAACACUUCCCUUCCCAAACCUUUACAGUCGGACCCCUUCACUGUGCCGUGGCUCAGUCCCCCUCUGGCAGCUGAGACAGGUCUACCCCUGCUGUCAGUUCGAGGCAUGGCGGCUGGUGUCGUUGCAGCCCUCUCCUCCUCUGUCAGUUCAGUGGGGAUGUACCUGCUAACGGCCCGGCUCCUGGGAGUCCCCCCUCCCCCCGCUGCAGCCUGUAACAGGGGCCUUGGGUCCCAGGGUCUUGGCAGUCUGGUGGCUGGCCUGAUGGGGGCGCCACUGGGGCUCAGCAGCAGUGUCCCCAACACCUGUACUCUUGGACUCAGCCAGUCUGGGUCCAGGUGGACAGUGCAACUGGCAGCCAUCUUGGGACUGGCCCUAGGAGUGUCGCCUCGACUGACACAGAUCAUCACUUCUGUCCCCUUGGCCAUCUACGGUGCUCUUCUCAGUGUAACGUACACUAUUGCCGUGGCUACAGGUGUGAGAUACUUCCAGUUCACACACAUCGACUCUGGACGUAACAUCUUCAACAUCGGCUUGGCUGUCUUCAUGUCUCUAGUGCUGCCUCACUGGUUCCUCAUGCAGACCGUCUUUAUUGACACUGGUAUGGUCAGUGUUGAUGUCCUUCUCCAUUCUCUUCUGACCUCACCUGUGCUCCUGGUGGGCAUCCUGGCUUUCCUAUUGGACAAUACAGUAUCGGGGUCUUCAUCGGAGAGAGGACUUGACUCAGCGGAGAUGGAGAAGACAGGAUGGACAUCAGUCAACAGUGAGCCAGGGUAUCACCAGGAAGUGGAGUUAAUUUACGAGUCCCCUUAUCUCCUGAGAAGACUGUGGAAGUUACCUUGGUUACGGACGGCCCCCUUCUCUGCCUGUAGGAUCACAGAUGAUGGAGACGUACUGUAGAGUCCCAUCGGAGGAUAGUAGGUCUCGUUUUAAAAAGUUAAAGUUGUGCGGUGUUGAUAUGUAAAGACAAGGGCGAUAGGCAUAAUAUGGUAUUAGCUAAUGAUGUCUAUACAAACAUAUAAUCGUGUAUAUGCCAUACUGUCUAUGAAAUGUACUGUGUGUCGACGUAGUUAGUGACCUGAACAGAGUUGACUUGUGAGAUAGUGGGGUUUGUAUUGGUGGAGUAUUGGCAUAGCUGCAGGAAGAUGGUUUGAGUUGGGGGUGUGCUUUUGCAUGAAUCUAUAAAUCACAUUUGCGUAGUGGCAGUUGAGCAUAAGUGUUUUAUGGGUUUCCGACACAUGGAAAUGCAGGGUAUAGUAUCAUUUAUUUUUUCUUUCAUUUUAUAAAUGCAUUUCAUACAAUUCUACGUAAUUUAAAUAAUAUAAGAUAUUAUAAUAUAUAUAUUUUUUAAACCAUACACACGACUGACAUGAGUGGCUACUCUGACUGACACACUGAGAUCAACAAAAAUGAACUGGACUUGAAUGCAAACAGUAGCCCAGGCCACUGAACAGAUUGUUGUGAGCCAGUUUCAUCACAGCGCUUGAUGGAUUUUUGCGACUGCACAUGAAGAAACUUUAAAAGUUCUUGAAAUUUUCCGGAUUGACUGACCUUCAUGUUGGACUGUCGUUUCUCUUUGCUUAUUUGAACUGUUCUUGCCAUAAUAUAUAGUUGGUAUUUUACCAAAUAGGGCCAUCUUCUGUAUACCACCCCUACCUUGUCACAACACAACUGAUGGGCUCAAAUGCAUUAAGGAGGAAAGAAAUUACACAAAUUCACUUUUAAUAAGGCACACCUGUUCCCGCUCCUCCUCCCUUGUGCUCGAGGGCGUGAGGCUACCCUUCUUUACACACACCUGUCCCCAUCAUUACGCACGCCUGUCACCAUCAUUACGCGCACCUGUCACCAUCAUUACGCGCACCUGUCACCAUCAUUACGCGCACCUGUCACCAUCAUUACGCGCACCAGCACUCAUCAGACUCACCUGGACUUCUUUACGUUGUUGAUUACCCCCUAUAUAUAUCUGUCUGUUCCUCGGUGGUGUUCCCUUGGUCCGAAUUAAUUGUUGUUAUGUGUUCCUGUCCAGACACUGUUCCUGUUCCGUUUCAUGUCCGUCAGCUAUUAAACCUUCACUCCCUGUACCUG